This is a messenger RNA of Colius striatus (speckled mousebird), 1464 nucleotides long. It is a transcript of the gene UNCX, whose product is annotated as UNC homeobox. NCBI's taxonomy places the organism in Eukaryota, Metazoa, Chordata, Aves, Coliiformes, Coliidae. The record is from RefSeq and is a predicted model, not a curated record. The transcript has 3 exons. Gene Ontology annotation, biological process: regulation of DNA-templated transcription. The coding region runs from base 1 to 1464 and encodes 487 amino acids. Gene Ontology annotation, molecular function: DNA-binding transcription factor activity, RNA polymerase II-specific; sequence-specific double-stranded DNA binding.
AUGAUGGACAGCCGCAUCCUGGAGCAUCCCCAUGCCCAGUUCGGGGGGAUGGUGGGUUUCCCUUACCCGCUCGGUCACCAUCACGUUUACGAGCUGGCCGGGCACCAGCUGCAGUCGGCGGCCGCCUCCGUCCCCUUCUCCAUCGAUGGAUUACUGAGCGGCUCCUGCGCCGCCUCCGUGGUCAACCCGGCGCCGCUCAUCCCCUCGGGCUGCGGGGUGAGCGGGGACAGUCAGCCCUUCAAGCUCGCAGACUCGGGUGACCCGGACAAAGAAAGUCCUGGCUGUAAAAGAAGACGAACCCGCACCAAUUUUACUGGCUGGCAGCUAGAGGAGCUGGAAAAGGCGUUUAAUGAGAGUCAUUACCCGGACGUGUUUAUGCGAGAGGCUCUGGCUCUCAGACUGGACUUGGUGGAGUCCAGAGUGCAGGUCUGGUUCCAAAACCGCCGGGCCAAAUGGAGAAAGAAAGAGAACACGAAGAAGGGCCCGGGGCGGCCGGCUCACAACUCCCACCCCACGACGUGCAGCGGGGAACCUAUGGACCCUGAGGAGAUCGCCCGUAAGGAGCUAGAGAAGAUGGAGAAGAAGAAGCGCAAGCACGAGAAGAAGCUCCUCAAAAGCCAAAGCCGCCACCUGCACUCGCCCAGCGGCCUCUCCCUGCACAGCACGCCCAGCUCCGACAGCGACAGUGGCGGCGGGGGGGGUCUGUCGCCCGCCCCGCCUGAGGCCAAGCCCCGCGGGCAGCCCCCACCGCCCCACCCGCCACCCCCCGCUGCCGCCCCCUCCGAGCCGCCCCCCGGCACCUGCGACCAGACGGCAGAGCCCUUCUACCCCAGCCAAAGAAGCGGGAACGGGCGGCUCCAGCGCCCGCCCGACAAGGACUGCGCGGCCGCCCCGUCGGGGGACGGCAGCGGAGGUGCGGGGGGGCCCCGUGGCGCUGGCGGCUUCCACAAGCUCAACCCUUUCAGCGUGGAGAGCCUCCUCUCCGACUCACCCCCGCGUCGCAAAGCCGCCCCGGACUUCCCCAGCCUCCCCCCCUGUGCUCCCCGCACCCUUAUCGGCAAAGGACACUUCUUGCUUUACCCCAUCACCCAGCCCCUGGGCUUCCUCGUCCCGCAGACCGCCCUCAAGGCCAGCCCGGGCCCCGAGGCCGGUCAGCCACCCCGGGACUCCCCGCUGCCCGCCGCCAAUCCCGGCCCGCCCGGCUGCAACGCGGAGCCGGCGCCCGUCGGUGCGCAGCCCGGCCCCGGCUCCACGGACUCGGCGGCGGCGGCCUCGCUGCCCCCCGCCCCGGCUGGCGCUUCUCCCCGCUCCGCGUCCGCACACGGUGACCCGGCGGCGGCCGCCCCCGCGGAAGGUGGCAGCUUCCCCCGGCCCAAAUCGCCGGUCCGAGCGCGAGAGGCCAGCACAGCCAGGGACAGAUCGGACUGCGGCCCCGCCGACGGAGAGGAGGUGGACAUGGACUGA